Molecule: messenger RNA, 1196 nt
Organism: Odontomachus brunneus
Lineage: Eukaryota; Metazoa; Arthropoda; Insecta; Hymenoptera; Formicidae
Exons: 1
Coding region: 399-1196 (265 amino acids)
Biological process (GO): sensory perception of smell; detection of chemical stimulus involved in sensory perception of smell
Cellular component (GO): plasma membrane
Molecular function (GO): olfactory receptor activity; odorant binding
Source: RefSeq, a predicted model, not a curated record
CAAGGUAAUUUAUUCCGGUGGAUGCGCAGUAGAUACCAAUCAAAAUGUUGCCACAAAUUGGGAAAACCCAAUAUGGCUGUCGCCAUUACACGUCACGUUAAGUGAGGAAAUUGUAGCAAAUAUCUGAUUGGUUCUACUGGGCCGGCUUUAUGAUGGGUAAUACUUCACCUUGUAUCCUUACACUAUGACUAUAGCCAUAUAUUCGGUAAAGAAAGAGACAGCGAUUGUAUGUCUGCACUUCGUCGCCUGAAAUUAGUCAAUGCCCUGCACGUACACGUACACGGUCGCUUACUUGUGUGCGUAUCCUAUCCGGGGGGGAGUAUGUUGCUCGGACAAUUGGCAUUACUGCAUACGGGUAGUAGCGAUCAGUAUUCCAAACGCGUCUCUUGUAAUGAACCAUGAAGCGCGCUUCUCGCGAGUUUACGCUCGAUCUCUAUAGACGAGACAACGACUAUAGUCUUCAAUUAAAUCGUUGGAUUCUAAAAUCGUUAGGCGCUUGGCUCGAAGGGCCGACGAAUUCAAUGGGCAAAAACAUGCUAAAGAAAAACUUGAGAUUCAUAUGUCAUUCUUUGAUAGCUUUCUCCAUAAUAUCCUCUAUACUGUAUAUAUUGUUUGAAGAGAAGGAUUUCCGACUCAAGUUAAAGGCAGUAGGACCAACGAGUAAUUGCCUCAUGGGCGGAAUCAAUUACUGUUCACUCUUAUAUCACAAUAAACGAAUACGUAGAUCCAUCGAACAUAUGGAGACGGACUGGCAAAUGGCAAAGAGAGAACGUGAUCGUGAAAUGAUGUUGAAGAACGCCCGCAUAGGACGGAUCAUAGCGGGUGCUUGUGCGCUGAUCGUACAAGGUAGUUCGUUAAGUUACAACUUAGCAAGAGGACUGUCACCAAUAAACGCGGUGAUCGGUAAUAAGACCGUGACAAUAGGUCGCUUACCGUACCCGUCGUACAAUAAGAUCGUGGAUACCAGAUUCAAUCCAGUGUACGAAGUUGUGCUUACACUGCAAUGUCUUUCAUCUAUCGUGGUGAGCAACACCAAAAUCGGUGCGUGUGGUCUUGCCGCGGUUUUCGCGAUGCACGGCUGUGGUCAGCUCAGAGUGGUGAUGUCGCAUCUCGAAGAGCUUGUUGACGAAAAACGAGACAAGCUUCAGUUAAGAUUGGCGAAUAUUAUAGAGCGGCAUCUACGAGCAUUGAGGUAA